Molecule: messenger RNA, 1074 nt
Organism: Ogataea parapolymorpha DL-1
Lineage: Eukaryota; Fungi; Ascomycota; Pichiomycetes; Pichiales; Pichiaceae
Product: Homoserine dehydrogenase
Exons: 1
Coding region: 1-1074 (357 amino acids)
Biological process (GO): L-homoserine biosynthetic process; aspartate family amino acid biosynthetic process
Molecular function (GO): NADP binding; aspartate kinase activity; homoserine dehydrogenase activity
Source: RefSeq, a predicted model, not a curated record
AUGAAGUCUGUCAACGUUGCCGUUAUUGGAGCUGGUGUGGUUGGCUCUGCAUUCCUUCAACAGCUUGCUGGCGCAAAGUCCGCCAUCAAAUAUAAUCUCAUCUACUUGUCGACCUCGAGAAAGGCGGUUUACAACAAGGACUACUCUCCAGUUGAGCUGGCCAAAUGGUCGCAGUUACUCCAAUCGACCGCUUCUACCCCACUAUCCGUCGAGGAUCUUGUUGAUUACCUCAGAAAGUCUCCAUUGCCUGCAAUUCUUGUCGACAACACCUCGAAUGAGACCCUGGCCAAGUCUUAUCCGCUUUUCCUGAAAAAUGGUGUUUCUGUGGCCACUCCUAACAAAAAGGCCUUCUCCAGCUCGCUGUCUUUGUGGAACGAUAUCUUCUCUGCAGAAAACACCGGAUUGUGCUACCACGAGGCUUCUGUGGGCGCUGGAUUGCCUUUGAUUUCCCCUCUCAAAGAGAUGGUGGCUACUGGCGACGAGGUGGAGAAGAUCGAAGGUAUUUUUUCCGGCACGCUGUCCUACAUUUUUAACGAGUACUCUACGAUCUCGCCAAACACGUCUAAAUUCAGCGACAUUGUCAAAGUAGCCAAAGAGCUGGGCUACACCGAGCCAGACCCAAGAGACGACUUGAACGGUCUCGAUGUCGCCAGAAAAGUUACCAUUCUGGCCAGAAUUGCCGGCUUGCAAAUUGAGUCGCCAACUUCAUUCCCAGUGCAGUCCCUGAUUCCCAAGCAGCUCGAAAGCGUUCAGUCCGCAGACGAGUACCUGCAGAAACUACCCGAGUUCGACCACGAGAUGGAGAAGCUCAAGUCCGAGGCAGCCUCAGAGGGUAAGGUGCUAAGAUUCAUCGGCAAGGUCGAUGUGGCCAACAAGAAGACCAGCGUCGAGAUUGCCAAGUACGAUGCGUCCCACCCAUUUGCGUCGCUCAAGGGCUCUGACAACGUCAUCUCCAUCCAGACCAAGCGUUAUCCUAACCCGCUGAUCAUCCAAGGAGCGGGUGCCGGAGCCGAAGUUACGGCCAUGGGAGUUCUUGGCGAUGUGAUCAAGAUCGCCGAGAGAAUUGCUGCUUAA